CUCACUGUCACUGAACAUCUUUUCCUCUCAAUCUCUCUCUUUUUGCUUUUUGGUCAGAAAGUCAUUUGGUUUCGUGUUCUAUUAUUGAGGCAUGGCAGCUCUCUCCCCUGUUUCUUUUCAGCUUUCUUUCCACAGCUUUUGGAUACCAUGAUUUUCUUCCUUUAGUGUUUCGCUUCUGGUUUCUGACUUCUGAGCUCUUUCUGGGCUUUGCUCGGAUGCAUAGUAAUGCUUUCAUGCAUAUCUACACAUAUGGAUUUCUUUUGUUUCCGUGUUAACGCCUUCCACUCUGUUUUCUUCAUAUUUCUUUAUUGAACUUUCUCUUUCUUUCUUUUUUGCAAGAUUAUAUUUUUCCUGAUUUUCUUAUUGAUUACUCUUAUUAUUUUAAUUGAAGACCUUCUUCCACAGAAAGGAAUAAACCCUUUUUAAACAUCCGCCCGCAUUCAAUUUGAACUCUUCUUUGGCAUCUUUCUGCCUUAUAUUAUUGCUUCCUUCUCCUUCUGUGUGUGUGUUUGUGUGUCUCUCUCUCUCUCUAGCAGAUGCUGAGUAAAGCCAACUCUGGUUUUCAACCCCAGUAUUGAAGCCAACCCACUUAGUUUUUGAGUUGUUUUUGAGCCUCCAACCAUAAUUUAUAUUGUAUAUUGGUGAAGGGAUUAUGGGGUUCUUGAAAGGUGUGGAUUUUGCUUGGUUUCUUGUUGCCAUGUUGUCGCUAUUUGCUGUAUUUUCGAUGGAUACUGUGAGUGGAAUUGGAGCUAACUGGGGAACCCAGGCAACGCACUCUCUGCCAGCUUCAACAGUGGUGAAGAUGCUGAAGGAUAAUGGGUUUCAGAAGGUUAAGCUUUUCGAUGCCGAUUCCACGAUUUUGGAUGCUCUGAAGAAUUCAGGGAUUCAGGUGAUGGUGGGUAUUCCUAAUGACAUGCUUUACACUUUGGCUAAUAGUGUGCAAGCAGCUGAGAAUUGGGUUGCCAAGAAUGUGUCAGCACAUGUCUCUUCCAAUGCUGUAGACAUCAGGUAUGUUGCAGUUGGUAACGAACCAUUCUUGCAAACUUUCAACGGAAGCUUUGAAGGAAUAACUCUUCCUGCUCUUCAAAAUAUCCAGGCAGCCCUUAUAAAAGCUGGUUUGAGCAGUCGGGUUAAAGUCACUGUCCCCCUAAAUGGUGAUGUAUACACGAGUCCAACAAAUAUCCCUUCUCAGGGUGACUUUCGUGCAGACAUCCAUGAUCUCAUGGUGCAAAUCGUUAAGUUUUUGAAUGACAAUGGUUCUCCUUUUACUGUCAACAUCUACCCCUUCAUCAGCCUCUAUGAUAAUCCCAGUUUCCCCGUCGACUAUGCCUUCUUUAACGGCUAUUCCUCUCCCAUAGAUGAUAGUGGAAGGAUCUAUCAGGACAUGUUUACUGCAAACUAUGAUACCCUUGUUUGGACCUUACAGAAAUAUGGCUUUGGAAACUUGUCCAUAAUUGUUGGAGAAAUCGGCUGGCCUACUGAUGGAGAUAAAAAUGCAAACAUACCGUAUGCUCAGCGGUUCAUCCAAGGUUUCAUGUCGCACUAUCUGGCCGGGCAGGGGACCCCAAUGCGAUCAGGCCCCUUAGAUGUUUACUUGUUCAGCCUUAUAGAUGAAGAUGCCAAAAGCAUUCAGCCAGGCAACUUUGAACGCCAUUGGGGGUUGUUUUACUUUGAUGGAACACCCAAAUACCAGCUAAACCUUACGGCAAACUCUAACGGUUUGGCGGCGGCGAGUAGUGUACAAUAUCUGCCCCGACGAUGGUGUGUCAUGUCACCGUCAGUGAGUCUCGACGAUCCACAACUUGCAGACAGUGUCAGUUAUGCUUGUCAGAAUGCUGAUUGCACUAGUCUUGGAUAUGGGACUUCAUGUGGAAAUUUGGAUGCUCGUGGGAAUGUCUCCUAUGCAUUUAACAGUUACUAUCAGAUACAAAAUCAGCUGGACACUGCCUGCAAGUUCCCAAACCUUUCAGUUGUCACAAAUACAGACCCUUCAGUUGGAGACUGCAUAUUUAGGAUCAUGAUCAAUGCGCCUGCCGGGGUGGCGAAUGGAUUGGUGAGCGGAGUUGGAUCACUUAAGCUGCCUGUUGGUUUGUUGCUGUUUCUGUUCUUGUUUGUCUUUACAUUUCUGUGAUUUUGCUGCUUUGUACUGUACAGUACACUACUGGCUUCAAUAUAUAUAUAUAUAUAUAUUUUUUUUUGGUGUAGAUAGACUGUAAUAUUUUGAAGUUCUAGAGAUUUAAACUUACA
Alnus glutinosa is the source of this 2247-nucleotide messenger RNA. RefSeq names its product glucan endo-1,3-beta-glucosidase 5. The coding region runs from base 653 to 2131 and encodes 492 amino acids. Gene Ontology annotation, molecular function: hydrolase activity, hydrolyzing O-glycosyl compounds. Lineage: Eukaryota; Viridiplantae; Streptophyta; Magnoliopsida; Fagales; Betulaceae. Gene Ontology annotation, biological process: carbohydrate metabolic process. The transcript has 2 exons. Gene Ontology annotation, cellular component: plasma membrane. The record is from RefSeq and is a predicted model, not a curated record.